ACAAGUCGAUUUACUGCAAAUGGACGCCUUUGCUGCUGCGUGCGUUCAAAAAACGUGAUACCCAUGUGGCGUUGGCGCCUUUGUAAACGUGCAUGUUUUCCACUCGUUCAUCGCGUUCAAAGGCGGCGUUGACACCUGCCAAGCAAGCUGAUCUGCCAUUUUAUCAAGAGAGCUCGUGGUGCGUGACAAACUGACCACGACAUACGUCCAGAAGUCACGAUGCUGUCGAACGUCGACUUGCUUUCCAACUGUGAGCGUGACUUCAUCAAGACCGCAGUCUCGGAAGAUAAGCGUGUCGACCGCCGGACUUCAAAGGAGAGCAGAAACGUGCGAGUCUCCUUUGGCCUCGACAGGGGAUGCUGCGUUGCCUCGCUCGGCGACACCAAGGUGCUGGUGCAGGUGUCUGCUGAAAUAAUAGUACCCAAACCUGGAAGGCCGACGGAAGGAGAACUCUUUGUGAACCUUGAACUGUCACCGAUGGCGGCACCACACUUUGAAGCAGGUCGACUUGGGGACUAUGGUGUCGAGGUUUCUCGCCUUUUGGAGCGCUGCAUUCGUGACUCUCACUGCAUUGAUCUCGAGUCUCUGUGCGUGGUGUCCGGUGAGAAGGUGUGGGCACUUCGGGUUGAUGCGCAAGUGUUAAACCAUCAGGGUAACAUUGUUGAAUGUGCUGGCAUAGCAACGAUCGGUGCGCUCAUGCACUUUCGUAGGCCUGAUGUAACUGUCAUUGGGACAGAAGUGACUGUCCACAACCCAAGGGAUCGUGAACCAGUUCCUCUGCACCUACACCACUAUCCUUUCCUUGUGUGCUUUGCCUUCUAUGACGACGGAAAGACCGUGCUUAUUGACCCUACUGAUCUGGAAGAACGGAUUGCCGAGGGACUUCUGUUUAUCGCUGCAAAUGCCCAUGAAGAGAUCUGUUUGUUGCAUCAGCAUGGUUGCACUGUUCGCAGGGAUUUGGUGUUGCUCUGUUCCAGACUGGCCUCGGUGCGCGCCAAGACACUCGCUGAGAAGAUUAAAGCUGAAAUUGCCAAGGAUGAUGAAGGUAGGAUGAAGAACAGGAGGGUUGGUUUUGCCGCUGCCCUUGAAGUUGAUGAGGAUGAGCAUCUGACAACUAUGUUGGAGCCAGAAAGCAUCGAAAUCGACAACGUGGAGCUACAGAAACCCCCUACGCCCCUUACUGAAAGAACAAUCACAACAGUCAACACACCAGAGGUUGUAUCCAAAGCCAAGGUGUUCUUGGAAGGCUUAGGGACAGCGGUGAUUGGAAAAGGUGGUCCUAGUAAAUGGGGUGUCUUGGAGCAUUCAGAUCAUGCAGGCAAAAAUGCAGGAAAAGGUAGCAGAAAGAGGAGAGGGCCUUCGCUACAAAUGGCAGAAGACGGAAGCGACAGCAGCGAAGAGGAAGAGGUUAUUGUACUUCAACCUGAAGACACUAAUGCGAAUACAAGGGCUGCACAACAAAUGGAAAGCACUGCUGAGGAUGAUGAAGGUGGUUCAUCUCGUGGGUGGUAUCCAAGGACUCCAUUUUGAAUGCCAGGUGCGUGCGUGUCUGUAUGCGUGUGCCAUACUAUAGGUCUUACUCUUAGUGGCAGCAAAAUGUCGGGGUAAGGUUUUUAUGAUGUCAUUGUGUGUAUGGCUGUUUUAAGCAUGGACAGAAAAUUGACCGUAGGUUUUUAAGCAGCUCACACUAAUCAAAUUAAGGAUUCACUUAGAUUGUGAUGUUGGAUCAGAACAUCUUUUUUCCCAUUGUUGCCUCCAGAAUCUAAACUAGGUAAUCUGCUUGCCACUUAGAUAAUGGUAGAGGUAAGUGAACAGGUGGCAGUUUAGGUUAUGCAAAUUUUUAUAUGUUUGUUAAUAUGCUUUCUGCAUACCAUUAUCGACGUUUGUGAACAUGGAAUGAUGGGAGGUGUUGCACGGCAAUGCAUGGGCAUUGACAUUUGGUUGUGGAAACUGAAAGGCACUUGGAAUUGCUCAUGUUUGAAAACAAUAAAAUGUGUCAUGCCCCGAGA
Messenger RNA from Dermacentor andersoni, 2009 nucleotides. It is a transcript of the gene Rrp45, whose product is annotated as exosome complex component Rrp45. The record is from RefSeq and is a predicted model, not a curated record. Gene Ontology annotation, biological process: exonucleolytic trimming to generate mature 3'-end of 5.8S rRNA from tricistronic rRNA transcript (SSU-rRNA, 5.8S rRNA, LSU-rRNA); rRNA catabolic process; nuclear mRNA surveillance. Gene Ontology annotation, cellular component: nuclear exosome (RNase complex); cytoplasmic exosome (RNase complex). Gene Ontology annotation, molecular function: mRNA 3'-UTR AU-rich region binding. NCBI's taxonomy places the organism in Eukaryota, Metazoa, Arthropoda, Arachnida, Ixodida, Ixodidae.